Cydia splendana is the source of this 1225-nucleotide messenger RNA. Its product is annotated as MORN repeat-containing protein 5-like. The transcript is spliced from 9 exons. The record is from RefSeq and is a predicted model, not a curated record. Bases 205 to 1176 code for a protein of 323 amino acids. NCBI's taxonomy places the organism in Eukaryota, Metazoa, Arthropoda, Insecta, Lepidoptera, Tortricidae.
GUGAACGGCAUCUUUCCCCUAUAUUAUUAUAAUUAUGUUUGUUUAUUUCGGGGAUGUGCUGGUGUUUUUAUAUUGUUAAUUUUUAAGAUUUGAAUUUUAUAGAAAAGAUACGGAGAACUGAUAAGGAUUUAAUAGAAAGCUGUACCACACAUCAAGCCAGUGUUCAGUGUUGAACAGUUAACAUCUACGGUAAAAAGCGAAAUCAUGGAAUGUAAUAGUACGGUGCGUGCAUGUGAAAGUGAUCCCUUAAAGACGUCACUUGCAAGUUCCGAAAAACGAGUGUCACAGUGGGAAGUCCUCAUGCGAAAAUUCUCAGAAGCCCACAAAGAAGAAUGCAAAACGGUGACGCUGGACAUUCCGCGAGUGAAACGUGCCGAGAAGACAUUCCCUACCGGUUCCUCUUACACUGGCACCUGGGACGUGCUCGGGAUGAGCGGCCAGGGCACCUACAAGCUGCCAAAUGGUGUAAUCUAUGAGGGCGAAUUCGACGACGGAACGUUCCACGGUCAAGGCGAACUUCGAUACCCAUGCGGAGCCGUUAUAUACGGCAAAUGGGUGCGCGGGGAGAUGGUGGAGCGGACAUUGGUGUUCCCAGAUGGGUUGGAGUAUGCUGAGGCUGACUGGCCGUAUUGCAUAAUGCCAGACAGGAGGUUUACAAUAGAGAUAAACGACGGACUUGAACCGGCGGGUCGUUCGUACCUCACGGCAGAACAGCCGACCCGCGAAAUCCGACCAGGAUUUUAUGACACGGGGGAUGGCUUCUACGACCCGGACACCAAAAUUGUGUACUCGGCGGAGGAUUCAAGUCGGAUUAGAAGAAAGCCCGGCGCCCACGAACAGAAGUGGAUCAUGGAUAAGUGCCGCACCAAUCCCAUGAGGCCCCUGGGACCCAGACCGGACCUGUACGAGGAGUGGUCCUCACCCAUAACGGAGCCAAAUAAGGAGGUGGAAGGAGCGGCGCCCAGCCAACCAAGCUUUGCUUAUUCUAGAAGCAAGUUGCAUUUGGUGGUUGAGGACAAGGCUUCAGGUGCAGGCGAAUCCUCAAAAUACCAGAAGAAGGGCCGCUCGCUUUCCUAUCCAAGGAAUUCUCGCAGAGCUCUCACCUUUCGUCUUUUGUCGCACUACGGUGACUUCCCAGUUGAAUACAUUGAGAAAGAAAUAAAGAAGGAAAAAUAGACAUGUUUGAUCGGUCCAAUAAUGUAAUUGGCAGAAUUAGCGAUUAAAG